Caenorhabditis angaria is the source of this 679-nucleotide messenger RNA. NCBI's taxonomy places the organism in Eukaryota, Metazoa, Nematoda, Chromadorea, Rhabditida, Rhabditidae. The record is from the annotation of a GenBank genome assembly.
AUGGUGCACUAUAAGCUAACAUAUUUUGCUAGUCGUGGAUUUGCUGAAGCAUCUCGCCAAAUUUUCAAAUUGGCUGGAGUUGAAUUCGAAGAUAUUAGAAUUAUUCACGGAGAUGGAACUUGGGAUGAAUUGAAAUCCAGUUAGUUUUUUUUGUGCCAACAAUUUUGGAAAGUUUCAAACAUUUUUAGAGACACCAUUCGGACAAAUCCCUGUUUUGAGUGUUGACGGAUUCGAAAUCCCACAAUCAUCAGCAAUUUUGAGAUAUCUUGCAAGAAAAUAUGGUUUUGUUGGACAAACACCAGAAGAAGAAGCUUGGGUUGAUGCGAUCGUUGAUCAAUUCAAGGAUUUUAUCGAGGCGUUCAGACAAUAUGCAACAGCAAAUCGUCUCAACAAACCAGCUGAAGAAAUCGAUCGCGUCAAAACAGAAAUUGCAAUUCCAGCUCGUGAUGCAUAUUUCAAAAUUUUGAAUACAAUUCUCGAGAGAUCAAAAUCUGGAUUCCUUGUUGGAAACAACGUGACUUUUGCGGAUUUGGUUGUAGUCGACAAUUUAGUGACCUUGGAAAAGAACGGUUUUCUCAACAAAGGAGAACAACCAAAACUUGAUGCACUUCGCCAAAAAAUUCACAAUCUUCCAAAACUCAAAGAAUGGAUUGCAACUCGUCCAGAUACACAAUACUAA